AUGGAGUGCCCACGAGUCCUACGGGUGGUGGACCAGGUCUCCUUACCGUCCUGGAUGCAAGAGGGGGAGAGUGCAGAAACCCACCUGAAUACCCUGCGCCUGGACAUCGCAACAGCAGGAGCAACCCCAGCCAGGAAGUCGACCAGGAAGCCGAAAUUUGCCAAAGUCCUCCAGGCAGGCCCUGAGGAAUUGCCAGAGGACUCCAGCGAGCAAGACCCCGAGACGGCGGAAAAAGGCCGGGUCCUGCCUCUCUUCCCUCCAGGUAUGCUGGAGGAUGGGAAGAAGUUUGACUCCUCCCGCGACAGGAACAAGCCAUUCAAGUUUGUGAUGGGCAAGCAGGAGGUUAUCCGCGGCUGGGAAGAAGGGGUCGCCCAGAUGAGUGUCGGGCAGCGCGCCAAGAUGACCAUCUCGCCAGACUACGCCUACGGCCUCACCGGCCACCCGGGAAUCAUCCCCCCUAAUGCCACUCUAAUUUUCGACGUGGAGCUUAUUAAAAUGGAAUGACAAGAGGCACCGCUGGUCCUGUGUCCCUGCUCCGGGGUUUGGCACAGGACGGGAAUCCGGAAACCUCCUUACUUCGAGAGGAAUGCACACGAAUUUGUAUGGAGCUUUCCCCGGCUUAUCCACUACACUCUCGGCGUAACCCUCCAAACCCCGGUUUGAACGUGUUUGGAUCACUCAGCUCUUGGCUUCCGACGCCUCCUUUCUUGUCCUCCCCCGGCCUUUUCCCCCCCUUUGCCGUUUUUUGACAUUGUUAAAUCCACAUUGCUGUAAAACCUCGGCUAUCUAUUUUGUCGGUCAGAUUCUUUAAUCUUAUUUGGGGGGGGGGAGAGGUUGGGGUGUUUUUUUUGGCGUAGACUUGAGUUGUGUGUGAUUGAGCAUUUGCUAGUUUUACGUCUGCCGACCGGUUCACUUUAUAUAGGAAACGAUUGCGCGAAUACGGCAAAAUCUCACCCUUUUCUCGCUGUUGCUUUUUUGGGGAAGUUUCAUCUGUUGCGUGGAACUGAUCCGCCGCCGCAAAGCCGUACGAAGCAGUCUGAGGAGCGGUGGGGGGAAGCCGCGUAGUCAUAGGAUUUGAUACGGUUCUCUGCCUGAAAUUUGGGGCUCACAGCCACUCCCUCCUCCCCCAACCCCGUGGCCUUUCCUCCCUUCAAUCUUGGGGGAAAGGGCAACUUUCACAGUGACACAGCAGUAACCUUUUUAUGCUGGGGGGUCGUCCUUGCUCAUCCACCCCCGAGUUAUGGAUCUUCCCCCAACACCCCCUUGCCAAUCUUUGGUGUCUUUUCUACUGGAUUUUCAGGACAUUUUUAACCUCUAGCUUUCUGAAUUCCACAACUAGCUAAAUUCCACAACUUUUGGAAGGUGCUGUUCUUUUUUUUUUUUCCCCUUUCCCCUUUUAGGGCACGGGGACGAAUCCAGCCUUUCCCCCAGCCUAUCAGUGCA
Gekko japonicus is the source of this 1443-nucleotide messenger RNA. Its product is annotated as peptidyl-prolyl cis-trans isomerase FKBP1A-like. The record is from RefSeq and is a predicted model, not a curated record. The transcript has 5 exons. Lineage: Eukaryota; Metazoa; Chordata; Lepidosauria; Squamata; Gekkonidae. Gene Ontology annotation, molecular function: peptidyl-prolyl cis-trans isomerase activity. Bases 1 to 504 code for a protein of 167 amino acids.